Messenger RNA from Funneliformis mosseae, 513 nucleotides. Lineage: Eukaryota; Fungi; Glomeromycota; Glomeromycetes; Glomerales; Glomeraceae. The record is from the annotation of a GenBank genome assembly.
GAUAUGUUGUUAAUCUGUGAUACGCCUGCCCAAGAUAUUUGUAUUCGGAAGAUGCAGAAACUAUAUCACAAACAAAUAUCUUCCAAGACCAUUAGAUCCACUAGUUAUUUGUCGUUCAACCAUCGCAGUGAUCCAAAGAAAAAUUACUUGGUAUUUGGAACCCGUAAUUCAAACAUCGGAGGAAGUCCUUAUAUUGUGGCAGUUGAUCUCGAUGGUGAAUUAAUUUGGGUUACGUUACUUGAUAAACAUCAUCAUGCUAUUAUAACUCAAUCUGCUACAAUUUUGAUGGUCAUGGAGUUUGCUAAAUUAGAUCUAAAAACUGGCUCUGCUCCACCUAUUGAUCUCGAAAAUAAUUUGGUUUAUAUUGCUACUGGGAAUAAUUAUGGUGUUCCAUUAGAUGUGAUUAUCCUAAUAAUUAUUUUGACGCAAUUCUUGCAUCAACAUGAAUACGGGAGAGAUAAGAUGGUCAAGAAAAACGGCAGAAACAGAUGUUUGGACAGUUUCUUGUCUUGA